Molecule: messenger RNA, 929 nt
Organism: Xenopus laevis (African clawed frog)
Lineage: Eukaryota; Metazoa; Chordata; Amphibia; Anura; Pipidae
Gene: bud31.L
Product: BUD31 homolog L homeolog
Biological process (GO): mRNA splicing, via spliceosome
Cellular component (GO): spliceosomal complex; nucleus
Source: RefSeq, marked provisional
CGGAGUUCAGUCACACACACACAAUCAUUAACAAACAUGCCAAAGGUGAAGCGGAGCAGAAAGCCUCCACCAGAUGGAUGGGAGCUCAUUGAGCCAACCUUGGAUGAACUUGACCAGAAAAUGAGAGAAGCGGAAACCGAUCCUCAUGAGGGGAAGAGGAAAGUGGAGUCCUUGUGGCCUAUCUUCAGGAUUCAUCAUCAGAAAACUCGCUAUAUCUUUGAUUUAUUUUACAAGAGAAAAGCUAUCAGUAGAGAGUUAUACGACUACUGUAUCAGGGAAGGAUAUGCUGAUAAGAACCUUAUCGCAAAAUGGAAAAAGCAGGGCUAUGAAAACCUGUGUUGCCUGCGUUGUAUACAGACCAGAGACACCAACUUUGGAACCAACUGUAUUUGCAGGGUCCCAAAAACCAAACUGGAAGUGGGGAGGAUCAUUGAGUGCACACACUGUGGCUGCAGAGGAUGCUCUGGAUAAGCAAUUCUAACUUUGACUUCUGGAUCGUUUAAGGCCUGCGACCGAGAUUGUGUUUGAAAGUUGUAUCUAUUCUGUCACAUCAUUUUAAUAUUGUUUUUUGUUGUUUUUAAUAAAGGGUGUAAUAAACAUGAUAUUUCAUGGACCAAUUUUUUCCAUUAUGUCCUGUUGAAACAGAGAUCUGACUUUAUUUGACAAUCCUAUAUAGAUCUAUCGUUCUGUCCAUCUACUUAAACAGAAGAUGUCUGCAUUCAAAACAUUACAUCCACUUUUUAAUUUUGUGCAGAACAGAUUCUACUAAAAGUAUGGGAUCCGUUAUCCGGAAACCUGUUAUCCAGACAGCUAUGAAUUACGGAAAUGCCAUCUCCCAUAGACUCCAUUUUUUCCAAAUAAUCCAAAUUUGUAAAAAUGAUUUCCUUUUUCUCUGUAAUAAUAAAACAGUACAAUGUACUUCCUCUCAA